AGUGUGCCCUUACUUACUCUUGAUUAUUUUAUCAAAACAGUACCAGUCGUGGCCGUGUCUUCUUUACAAACGCAAUGAAAAUUGAACGUAAGAUAGCAUGUUUUUUCUUCAUAUUUGCAUCGGUUUACUUCUUGGAAUCCAUCGGAGGAUUUUAUAUGACCAGCGCGGUUGUAUACAUCGAAAAACAGUUUCAAAUUCCCUCACGACUUAGCGGUACAAUGGUUUCUGCUGGAGAUUUUGCCUAUAUUCCUGUAGUCGUCUUCACCAGUUAUUUUGGUGGGAAGGGAAACCGAGCUCGAUGGAUUGGCGGCGGUUGUAUGCUGAUAGCAAUCGCUAACCUGUUGAUCAGCUCCUCGAACUUCCUUUUUCCCGUAGAGACCUUUCACGUAAACAGCAGUUAUAUUCCAAACUCUUUGGGCUACGAAGUGAACAGAUUUAUGCUGAAUAUAUCCACAGAUUCAGAAUGGUUCUCAAAAACUCUAAAAGAAGUCGAUCCCACUGACAUCAUUCUUAGCGCAAAUGUUGGUCCGCUCCACACUAAUAACAGCAAAAAAUUCAUCAAAUACCGCUCUUUUUGUUAUAACAACAGCAACUCAAAAAUAUGCGACAAAAUGGAGAGUCGAAUUUCGGAGAAGCACGCUAUUGACGAAAGCGAUGUUUCAGCCGUACGUGUGCUUACGUCGUUGCCGUACUCAUUCUGUCACAAUGUUAUCAAUAAACUGAGACAAGAACACAUAGCAGACGAGUGCAAAAAGGAGACGUCAAGUUUGGGUCCUUUUAUGAUGAUUUUUGGAGGACUGAUGCUUCUUGGCGUAGGACGAACAAUGCCAUUUUCACUGGGUUUGCCGCUCAUGGACGACAAUGUCAAGAAGAGCAAUCUUCCUCUAUUUUUUGCUUGUAUGUUUUUUGUGAGAAUUCUUGGUCCAGUUAUUGGUUUACUAAUUGGAAGUAAACUAAACGAAAUCUACUACACAUUUGAUCCCCCCCGAGGACUCACUCCAUUGGACCCCAUGUGGAUCGGCUGCUGGUGGUUAGGAUUUCUUAUCUUUGGUGGCGUGCUGUUUUUCCCAUCUCUUGCGCUAUUUCUUUUCCCUUCGGAUAAUCUUGAUGAAGCUGAGUUUGAAAAGGCCAAACCCAACGAUGAAUCAAAACCUUUCAAGCCAGGAAAGAGGUUGAAUCUGUUUGAUAAGCACAUGCAAGUACGCAGAGAACGCACCACCGCUAAGGAAAAAGCUCAAGAAUUCAUUGAUGUUGUUCGUGGCCUGCUUCGGAAUCCUAUUUAUGCUGGUGCUUGUUUGGGAAGAAUUAUCGAUGUACUGGCAUUCAAAGGAUUCUUUGUAUUUCUCGCGAAGUAUUUGGAAAUACAAUUUGGUGUGCCACAGUUUAUAAUACAAAAGUAUCUAGCAGGGACUGGAGUUGUAAGCUUUGCUUUGGGUGUCUCCGUCGGCAGUUUUUGCAUGAAAAAGUUUCGAUUACAAGGCAGACAAGCUGCCCUGUGGGUUGCUACUUGCUCUCUCGUUGCUGCUAUGGUACCAGUACUGAAUGCCUUCGUUGGAUGCAAAUCUGUCAUUGGCGAGAUUGGAGUUAAAGCAGUAGCAAACAACUUCACUUUUCCAUCAUGUCGACCAGACUGCUUAUGUGAUGGAAUGCCUUUUUAUCCAGUUUGUAAUAACAAGGGGGACAUCUUUUACUCGCCAUGUCAAGCAGGAUGCCCACUUAGCGGAGCUAACUUCACUGUCUUCAGCAAGUUAGAAAAAGGCACGCCGUUGGUGUUUACCGAGUGUGAAUGCGCUAAUAGUGACAACUUUGCUGUAAGCAGAGAUUAUUGCCCCGUUGAGCAUUGUAACAGUCAGUUCAACACAUUCUUCAUCUUUCAAGCGAUUGGUGCUAUAUUUGCUGGACUAUCAGUGGUACCUGGAAUGCUCAUAGUUUUGAGGUGUGUUCCUCCAGAACAUCGCAGCAUAUCGCUGGGAUUUAGUGGCUUCCUCGUCAGCCUUUUAGCCACGUUGCCCUCACCUGUACUCUGGGGCAAGAUAAUUGACAUGAGCUGCUUGGUGUGGCAGGAUGUAUGCAGCACGACUGGAGCCUGUGCAAUUUACGAUACCGACGAGCUGCGAAUUCGAAUUCAUGCCAUUUACGCCUGUCUACGAGCAAUAUCUCUGUUCUCCGACGUUUGGGUGGUGUAUUGGGCCAAAGGUCUCAAACUGGUCGAGGACGUUGAGGGAAAAAAGGAUGACUUAACUUCAAAGGAACUUGAACCGCUAAAUAAAGAGGAGAACGUGCACUCCAAACCUCAUGUCCUAGACGAAAGACUUUUGAAAGACUGACUUUGCGAUGUGAGAGUAAUGUUAAUCAGAGCGGGUAGGUUUAAAGAGAUUGUAGAGCUUCUUCAAACUUUUCACCUGAGAAUUGCGACUACUUUCUACAGAUUUUGAACCCUGACUCUACAAAAGCAUGGUGUAAACGCAGAUUUUUUUAAUCUUGAAAGUUUCCCAAACUUGAGUUUUCCAGCUAACAACUUGUUGCUCUUAUUGUUAGCUAUCUGUUACAAGCAUGAAACCCAAAAAUUGAGCUAUAGUAAAAGCAUUGAUGUUGCGAUGUCAGAAUAAAGUUAAUGCUCUUAGUUCAUAUUUUAAGUUUUAUCUCCUGUCACUUGUGUAUUAUGUGUGAAAUGCUUGGCA
Cylicocyclus nassatus is the source of this 2681-nucleotide messenger RNA. The record is from the annotation of a GenBank genome assembly. Lineage: Eukaryota; Metazoa; Nematoda; Chromadorea; Rhabditida; Strongylidae.